GGGCCGGAGCGGCUGAGGUGAGUGCGGGACCGGCCGCCGCCCGCGCCCCCCGCUCCGCUGGUCCUGGCCGGGGGGGGCAGCCCGGCAGUCUCUCCCUCCUCCUCCUCCCACUCCCGGGGCACUGGCGGCUCGGCCUCGCCGCUGCCCGGGACGGGAGGGAGCCCCGAGAGCCUCCCGGAGCGUCCCCUCCCCUCCCUUGGUGGUGCCCGGGCCUGGAGCCGAGCUGCCGGCCCCGGGCCCCUCCGUGCGGAGCAUGGAGUCGGAGCUAAGUUAUGGAAAGCGGCCCGAGCUCAGGAGGUCCCGGGGGAUUGGGCCGAUUCUGGCCGGUGCCUCAGUAGCCCCAGCCCCGGGUUUCCCUUCAGAACCCCCCGAGGGCGCACGCUGGCGGCGCCGGGUUUGUGUCAGGCUAGGAGAGGCACUAUAAAAUUUACUGGUAAAAGUGAAGAUUGGAUGGAGAGUCUGAACUGCUUCUGGGUGUUCCUCUAAAAUUUUUGUUGUUUUUCCACCUACUUCUUCUGAUGGAAGACCAGGCAGGGUUCCCAUUCUGCUGAAUCGUUGCUUAGAGAGGUGGUGAAUGAGUGAAGAUACUUUUGGUGAUGGUUCGAAUGUGGGAAUUGCCCUGGAUGUGGUUGCUGCUGCUGCCGCCCUGGGAAAAUGCCUUGAUAGGGAAUUAACACCAGUCAGGGAUGGGCUGUGGGACAAGCAAAGUGCUUCCCGAGCCCCCCAAAGAGGUGCAGCUGGACCUGGUUAAAAAAGUUGAACCGUACACAGGCCACAAUGACAUCUACAAGCAUUUCAUCAAAGAUGACUGUGGGGCUGUCAUCAAAGCCGGCUCUCCCUCACCUCCGCGUCAUGCUAACCCCUAUCCUGGGCACCACCUGCCUGCCCACAUGGACCAGCCUGAACCCCGCAAGAACAAGGUGGCUAAAUACCGCGCCAAAUUUGACCCCAGAGUGACAGCCAAGUAUGACAUUAAAGCCCUGAUCGGGAGAGGGAGCUUUAGCCGUGUUGUACGGGUGGAACACAAGGCUACCAAGCAGCCCUAUGCAAUCAAGAUGAUAGAGACCAAAUACCGGGAGGGGAGGGAGGUGUGUGAGUCGGAGCUUAGUGUGCUUCGGCGAGUUCGGCACACCAACAUCAUCCAGCUUAUUGAGGUGUUUGAGACCCAGGACCGCGUGUACAUGGUGAUGGAACUGGCAACUGGAGGAGAACUGUUUGAUCGAAUCAUCGCUAAAGGGUCCUUCACUGAGAGAGAUGCUACACGUGUGCUGCAGAUGGUGUUGGAUGGUGUGAGGUAUUUGCACACGCUGGGUAUCACUCACCGAGACUUAAAACCAGAGAAUCUGCUGUACUACCACCCGGGGACAGAUUCCAAAAUCAUGAUUACAGACUUUGGGCUGGCAAGUGCUCGCAAGAAGGGGGAUGACUGCCUGAUGAAAACCACGUGUGGGACUCCAGAGUACAUUGCUCCCGAGAUCCUGGUCCGGAAGCCAUACACGAACUCUGUGGACAUGUGGGCACUGGGUGUUAUCUCAUACAUUCUUCUGAGUGGCACAAUGCCCUUUGAAGAUGACAACCGCACCCGCUUAUAUCGGCAGAUCCUGAAAGGAAAAUACAGUUACUCAGGAGAGCCCUGGCCCAGUGUGUCCAACCUGGCCAAGGAUUUCAUUGAUCGUCUGCUCACGGUGGACCCCAGCGACAGGAUGACAGCCCUUCAGGCCCUGAAGCACCCGUGGGUGGUCAGCAUGGCAGCCUCUUCCUCCAUGAAGAAUUUGCAUCGUUCCAUCUCGCAAAACCUUCUCAAGAGGGCAUCUUCCCGCUGCCAGAGCACCAAAUCUGCACAGUCCACCCGCUCCAGCCGCUCCACCAAAUCCAACAAGUCACGGCGGGUUCGGGAACGGGAGCUGCGUGAGCUCAACCUGCGCUACCAGCAGCAGUACACUGGCUGAACACUGGGCUGGGACAGGCCAGGCAUCUUUCCAGAUGUCUUCUCUGUGGUGGAGGCGUGCAGCACCCUUUGCCGCCCACUCACUCAGUGAAGAGCAUCCAGGUUCCUCCCUCCCUCCAGGUGUCCCCCCCAUCCAUGAGGAGGUGUCCUCCCAUGCGGAGGAAUGGGAACCUUGUGGUGGCCAUCCCGCCCUGCGAGCUGUGCCACGGAGUCUCACACAGGAAAUGGGGAAGCCCUUGUAGGCUCAGAGCAAGCUUAGAGCCUCAAAUGAUUCACAAAUUAAGGAGCCAUGUGGGGAGAAGAGCUCUUUCUGUAGCCCAGGAGCUUGGUUGUUCAUAGUUAUUUAUUAAUUCCAGAGCGUUAAGUUUCUUUCACACAUGAAAAAAAAGAAAUCACUUUGUGUGUACGUGCACGUCUGUGUGCACACACGUGUGGGGGUAUAUAUGUAUUUAAAAAUUAUAUAUACACAAAUUUGGAGCUGGUUUAAUCAGGCUCUAUGGUGCCUUCACGGUGAAGCUGGUAUGAGUCACAUGCAGUUAGAAGUAGGAUAGCUGUGACUCACCAGUGUGCUGCCCACCAGCUCUUCAUUGAAGAGACACCAGACAACAGUUUUCCAUGACGGAUGGGAAGCUGCGAGGUUUUCCCCAAGGGCUGCUGUCCACCUGGUGACGUCAAGGCUUUACUCAAGCUGUGCGAGAGCUGCCAUGCAAAUUGCCAGCCAGGCUGAAGUGCUGCAAGCUCAGAGCUGGAGUCCGGUUCCUUUGGUCAAAACCAAGUGGGUACUGCAGCUGGAGGGGUGGGAAGAGAAACUUCAUGGGACGCAGAGAGGCAUCUUUGGCAAGGUGGUGUUUUGGGGUGUUCCUUGCUAUUUCCCUUGAAUUAUCCCUCUGCUAUUUGCAGUGGGACCAGUGCCUACAUUGUGAGGUUUUUUUUUUCUUGCUGAGAUGCGUCCCUGUCACAUCUGUGACUUGUUACAUGUCUUGCACACUUGAGACUAGCAUUACUGACGGUGUCAUUUCACCGAAAAUUCAAUGGUUCCACAUGUUGCUCCUUGUCUGUAGAUUUUAUGGUACUCCCCUACUUUGCUUAGCUCUUCUGCCCCAGUCUUGCUGUCCCUGUGCUGGGACAGUGAAGUGAUGGUGGGAGCUGUUGAGAUGGCCACAAAUGGUUCUGUACCAUCAGGGCAGGAGCCUGAGUAGUGGAAUUACAAUCCUGGAGUGUCAGCGGUGAAAAUGCCCUGGAGACAUUGCAGAAGAAUCUUAUAUAACAGUUGAAUGUGACUUAAAUUCAACAGGAAAAGGUUGCCUUUCAGUUUUGCUUGUGCUGGAUGGGCAAUGCGAGGGCCUCUUGAGGGAGAUGGGUGCUGUAGAGCUGAGCUUUGUGCAAGCCUACUGAGAUAUCUGCCCAACUAGUCAGAGCAGCAGAGUGGGGCUGUUGGCACAGUCUCAGGGUGCAUUUGGCUUCUUGAGCUAGAAGAGACAAGCUCUACAGUGAAGGAGAAUGCUGGAUUUCAAAGCUUUUCAUACAAAGGCAAACGAUUUGCCUCAUGCUUUAUGUUUGGGAAGUGCUUUCUGAGCUCUUGGUGGAGGUGCAAGCUGAAGGGGCUGGCAAGCAUGACCUUUCCACCCAGGAUUGAUGUCCAUGCCACUGUGUCUUAGCAUCAGCAAGGUCUUAAGUGGCUGUCGCGUCUCCAGGGAGCUCUAACUGUACUGGCCACAGCCCCUCGUGGUCAGCAAACAGCAAAGCAAAGCAGCUUCAGUGGGAGAAGACCAAGUUUUGUGUGCUAAAGGGAAAAAAAGGGAAUUUCUGGGAAUGUACUUCCUGCCCCAAAGCUGGGCUAGGCCAUAACCACUGUGAGAAUAGCCUGGUGUGCCCAAUGUGCAGCCGGGAAUGCAGCAGAGGAAACCUGAGGACAGCCAGUAUGCGUACCAGAGCUGAAUCCGAAAUCCUUUGCGUGAUUUUGCAAACUCUGCAUCCUUUGCAGGCUGCCCUUUCUCUGCGUGGCCAUCCUACUGGAAUUACCAAAAAUUGAUGUUUUCAGCUCUGUGCACUGAAAAAAAAAAGUUUUUCCAUCUUCUUUUACCUUCUAACAUCAUUUUCUCUGGUUUGUUACCAUGAACUAUAGACUUUUUUUGACGAAACAGGCAGCUUGUCACAUUUGGCUUCAUAAAUAUUUCAGUGUCCCCUGCAAGCAGCUCUUCAAAACUAGCAACCACCCCAAGAUAAGUCUCAGCUGGAAAGUUGUUCCUCUCCUGUAGGUUGAGAGAUGGCAAGGUGCUCUCUCAUAGGGCUUCUGGUUUUGAGCCUUUACUUCUAAAAGUCUUUUGCACGUUUGAAGUAUCACACCCAGGCACUGUGAUCUCUUUUUCUCUCCUGGGUGCUUUCAUGGCCCACUCCAGAUUAUCUUAUAUGUUUAUCCUUAAAAUAGGUAUUUUGCCUAUGCAAGGUCAGACUGAUGAACUGAGCCAAGACCCCUGGAACUGAGACCCCUUCCUUGAACCACUAGACCAUCAAAAUGCGCAGGCGUUGUGCAGAUGUCUGCCCACUCUGAUCCUUCAUGCUUUCCCUCCUAGAGGAUACAUUAAGGUGGAGAGGAGGUCGGGGCACUGAACUCUGGUCUGACCAGGCUUGUUUCUUCACAAAGUGGAACAAGAAUCUUCUCAUCUGUGACAACUUUUGCUUUGUUGCUCUUUUUAGCAAUUGAUUUUUCUUCAGGAAAAGUUCAAAGCAAUGUUAUUCAUGGUGGGUUUGGGGUGGAAUAUAUUUUGGGAAGUGAGAUGUUGCUAUAAAGGUUCCUGACGGUGUCAGUUUUCUGUGAUGAUGUUCUGUGACUGGGAAU
Molecule: messenger RNA, 4787 nt
Organism: Cuculus canorus (common cuckoo)
Lineage: Eukaryota; Metazoa; Chordata; Aves; Cuculiformes; Cuculidae
Gene: PSKH1
Product: protein serine kinase H1
Exons: 4
Coding region: 687-1949 (420 amino acids)
Biological process (GO): protein phosphorylation
Molecular function (GO): protein kinase activity; ATP binding
Source: RefSeq, a predicted model, not a curated record